CCCGCCGUGGCUGGGGCUGCCUUCCUUCUUGUCUUCUUGCACGAGGAGAAAGAGCAGGCUGACUGCAAUUAGUACGAGCAGUACUAUCCAAGAAAUAAAUACAAUUUCAAUUUGUCGAAGCAGGCAGCACCUCCGCGACAGAUUCAAUCACGCUGCUCUCGCGACAUAUCUUCAGUUGUGCGCGUCACCUUUACGACACCUCGAAGCGCAUCACCUACUGUGCCGCGUUGCCUCCUGCCCGCUCUCUACAUCCUUUUAUGUACUGCGAUUAUUGCGGCUUCGCACUUCCUUGCUUGAGCACACUUUAGGACGAACUUCCCGGUUGACCACCACGAACGGAAGCACCACGAAUGGAAGAUGGGAAAUUCGCCGCCAAAGCUGAGUCUAGACGAGCAAAUGAAGUUGCACAAACGACAGAUCUCAAAGGCCAUCAGGGAACUCGAGCGCGAGAAAAACCAGCUCGCCACGCAGGAGAAAAAAACUAUCAAUGAAAUGAAAAAGGUAGACGUACUUUCUGUUGCUUCAUGAUCUUCAGUCCUUGACAGCGCGCGGUUAAUGAUAAUAUCCCAGGGCGGAAUAGAUAGCGAUCCUCAGUGACCUACUGAUAACCGACUGGGGGCCUCAAAAAAAAAAGACUGCGCCACUUGCCAUGUAGUUUCUUAUUUUGCGUCUCAAUUUAAUUUCAGCUCGCGAAGCAGGGACAGACGGGCACGGUUAAGAUAAUGGCAAAGGACCUGGUGAGGUGCCGCAAGUACCAGAGCAAAUUUCUGACCAUGAAAGCACAACUGCAGGGCGUAAGCCUCCAACUGCAAACCAUGAAAUCGACGGCAUCGAUGACAAAUGCCAUGCAGGGAGUAACUAGGGUGAUGCUUCAGAUGAACUCCAGCAUGGAUGCUUCUGCCGUUACGAAAAUCAUGCAGGAGUUUAUGUCCGAAAACGAGCGAGUAUCUUUUGACUUUUCAUUUAUAAAUCGCUUGUUAAUUUCUUUGAGUUUAAGGCUCUAACCCUAUACAUUUUUGACCUGUACUUUCAUUCGUCUUUGCAACCCAGACCCCGAAGAGGAUGCCCAGGACAAGUUCAAUUUCUGGGUUCCUGAACUUGCUCAAAAUGCUCGUUGUUGCUUUCAUACAUAUCGACUCUGAUGACUAAUAACGCUUGCUAGGCUUAUUUCGCCAGCCUUUGCUGGUUCCUGUGUAUUGUUAUGAUUGCGGGGGCACAGGCGCAUCGUGAUUGUACUUGGGUGUGCUGCAUUGGAUCAAGUUAAAACGAAAAUGUGAAAGCAAAAACUCAACAGCAACAAAUGACGGAGGAGGUCUUAACUGACGCAAUAGAUGAUGCCAUGGGCGAUGACGAGGGGGAGGAGGAGACCGUCGUCAAUCAAGUUCUCGAGGAGAUAGGAAUUGAGAUAUCGACUGAUCUCGGUAAAGUAGGAUCAGAGAGAAUCGGCAUCCCGUCGCAGGCUUCUCAAGUGGCCCCAGGAGCCGUACAAAGACCACCUCAUCAACCAGCGAUUGUCGCGCAGCAAGAGGAUGACGAUCUAGAAGCGAGACUCAAUGCACUGAAGAGAUGAGGUUGAGGUUCACGUGCCUGUCUAACUAUCACUCCAAUUUUAAGCAGGUGAUUUUCCUUCUCUCGCUCUAUCGGAAUCGCAAUGCGCUCAUCAAACACCUGCUGCUCGAGGCGUCUAGUAUAUACUGGCGCAACAUGAAGAAAGAUUGAUCUCUCCAUCCAACUCGAAGACAAUGUUAGAAAAACUCGCAUAUAAACAUAUUGGUAUUGCAUUGUUGAUUUUGAUUUUGCAGCGUGUUGCUGAUGUUCUUGAAUAAAUUGCGGCGCAGCAUCAUCAAUAUCAGGCUGGGGCUUGCGAAGUGGAUGAGGAUCGUUCUCCGGGUAAUUUCACUGCUCGUCAUACCCUUUUCGAUGAAAAUUUUCAGUUCCUCCGCCUCUGUACCAGUUGCUACGGAUCUGAGGGCAAUGCGUGUUUUCAC
This is a messenger RNA of Amoebophrya sp. A120, 1988 nucleotides long. The record is from the annotation of a GenBank genome assembly. Lineage: Eukaryota; Dinophyceae; Syndiniales; Amoebophryaceae.